This is a messenger RNA of Frankliniella occidentalis (western flower thrips), 1427 nucleotides long. RefSeq lists its product as uncharacterized. Bases 97 to 1143 code for a protein of 348 amino acids. Gene Ontology annotation, biological process: SCF-dependent proteasomal ubiquitin-dependent protein catabolic process. The record is from RefSeq and is a predicted model, not a curated record. Gene Ontology annotation, molecular function: protein binding. NCBI's taxonomy places the organism in Eukaryota, Metazoa, Arthropoda, Insecta, Thysanoptera, Thripidae. Gene Ontology annotation, cellular component: SCF ubiquitin ligase complex. The transcript is spliced from 2 exons.
AUGCGGAUGGAGUAUAGGCAAACGCGCAGAACGGCGGCGUCUGCUACCGCUCUACAACCGACGUGUAGCACCUCAGGUGACGCCUCUUGUUUCUAGAUGGAGGCCCUGCCCGACGACGCCCUGCUGGCCGUGCUGCACCGCCUCGACAACGGCGACCUGGUCCGGUGCCGCCGCGUGUGCCGCCGCCUCCGCGACGUCGUGGGGCACCCCGAACUGUGGCGCGACAGGGACAUCUCCGGCGGCUUCCUGCUCAUGUCGCCCCCGCCCCCUCGCUGCCGACGGCUCGCGUUGACGGGCUGGAGGAAGCUCCCAGUGGGCUCCGCCACUGCGGUCCGGACCACCUCGUGCGCGGCCGCGGGCCUCAGCAUUCUUGUCGACGCACACCCGCUGGUGGCUGCGGGCGUCAUUCGCCGGCAGGCGGAGCUGGGCCGCCUCACCGAGCUGGACAUCAGCUUCUCUCCCGCCUGCUGGCGCGCAGGCGAAGGCCUCCUCCUCAGGUCCGCCCUCCAAGUCGGGGGUUUGCGUGAGCUGCACAUCGGCUCCUCGAAGCACAGCUACACGACUGGCUGGUCGUCCCCGGUGCCGCCGUCUCUCAAGAAGCUCGCGUACGGUGGAGACGACGCCGCGCUGCUCAAGGUCCUCCUGCGCGCGCACGCCGCCACCCUGGAGGAGGUCAGGCUGGACCACCUGGGUGGCUGGGACCGUGAGGUCACCGACGUGCUCUCGAGCAUCGCCAACCCCUGGGAGCUGCAGUGCCACGUUGUGCGCGGCCUGGGCCCCAAGCUGGCCGAGUGCUGCUCGCUGACGUCCCUCAGGCUCACCGUCCAGGACGUACCAGCGAUGGAUUACUGUGACGCUAUCGACUUCGUGCGCUACAGCCACAUCACUCGUUUCUACGUGCGCGCGCGCGGGCGUUGUAAGCUGCCCAUACUCCUAGUUAGGUCGUUAGGAGACGAUGGCACUCCCGUCAGCAAAUCCAAGGUGACACACCUAGAAGUGGACUUACGCGAGUCUCCGUUGGUAGAAGAUGUGGUGCUGUACCGUGCUACUAAAGUUGCUUUUAUACUUCUUGGUGAUUUCCUGCCGGCCCUGAAGGAGUUAAUUUUCAACGGUGAACACUGCGCCCUAGUCCCACGGGACUGAGAAGGAGGUGCACAGUCCAGUGCACAAUCUGGCAUCUCUGUUUGAAGACUAGGAGUUUUUUUUUGUAUUUACUUUUUAACAAUUUGUUAGCAGGUUUCAUAAAUAUUUCCUCUUUGUUUGAGCCUUUUAAACUUAAAAGAUGUAAAAAUUGUGAACUGCAUAUUAUGUUUAUAGCUUUGUUGUAUAUAACCGUAAUACACGACUAUCAACAAGUUUGGUUUGACUUGCUAGUUCUGCGGAUGAGAUCACAAAAAUAUCACCAAUAAACGACAAACUACAACCGA